ACUGUGCCGGCGCCCAGCGCACUUCCGGCCGCGGGGAGGCGGGAACGUCAACCGUCAACGUCCAACGGUCAACCGUCACUGCGGGAACGUCCCGUUGAUAGAAUAAUCAAAAUGGAAAACUUUAUCCUCUAUGAAGAAAUUGGGAAAGGAAAUAAAUCUACUGUUUACAAAGGCAGAAGAAAAGGAACAAUUAAUUUUGUAGCUAUUUUAUGUAUUGAUAAAUCAAAAAGACCAGAGAUCACUAACCGGGUACGACUUACUCAUGGUAUUGAACACCAGAACAUCGUAUCGUUUCAUGAGUGGUAUGAGACGAGCAAUCACCUAUGGCUUGUGGUGGAACUGUGCACAGGAGGUUCACUGGCAAUGAUUAUUGCCCAAGAUGAAUAUUUACAUGAGGAUGUAGUUCGAGAGUUUGGCGUUGAUCUGGUGAUGGGUUUGCACAAAAUCCACAAGUUGGGCAUUGUAUUUUGUGAUCUUAACCCUGCUAAGAUACUGGUUGAUGGGCCAGGCACUCUGAAGUACAGUAACUUCAGCCUCGCCAAGGCCGAAGGGGAGAAUCUCGAGGAAUUCUUUGCACUGAUUGAUACAGAUGACGAUACAGGCGAAAACAAGGAAGAAACACAAAACAAAUCCAGAAGUCGAACUCGAGGGUCCACAAUAUAUAUGGCGCCUGAAGUUUUGAAAGGUGAAGACAGUUCACCAGUCAGUGAUUUGUGGUCCCUGGGCUGUGUACUGUACGAAAUGUUUACAGGAAAACCACCAUUUUUCUCAGAAAACUUGUCGGAGUUGACGGAGAUGAUUUUGCAUGAAGAUCCUCCACCACCCAAACCUCAAGGACCGACAGGAGAAAAACCUUCGGCUGAGUUUCUUGGUUUGAUUGAAGACUUGCUUCAGAAAGAGCCUUCAAAAAGAGUAAAAUGGAGUUGCCUGUUGGAGCAUCCUUUCUGGCGAGUGGCCUUCACUGGAUUUGAUCAGGCUCUCAGUGACGAUGAGAACAGUAGCAGCAGUGUAAGUAAUGAGGUCGUUUCCUCGGUCACUGCUACUGAGCAACAACAGAGCAGAGAAAACAAACGUCUGCAAGCGUCAAGAAUUCAAAUGAACAGCAGCCAACAACUGAAGUCAUACAAACUAGAAAAUCCUACUGAUUUGCAGCCAAAGAAUGUGCUGGACAUGAAUUCCAAGGAGUCCAUCUUCUUACUCAGCUCCCAUCCAACACCACGAAGCAGCUUGAAUGUAAACCAGAACAACAUUGCACCACAGACUGAUCGACCAAAAAGUGCCUCCAUUUCAGUACAGGAUAUGAACUCACAGAUCAAGGCACUUGUGUACACAGAUGCUGAUCUUAUCGUGACGCCAAUUAUGGACAAUCCCAAGAUAUUGAAGCCGGUGCCCUCGAAGUUCGAUGCUAAAACUCUCGGUGUCCCAGCCUAUUCGGCUGAGAAACUGUUGUCGUUGGGGGCCGAGGAUUGGAAUCUUUUCCUGCAGCAGCUGUACUCACUGGUCGAUGUUGGGGAGAAGGUCACGGGGCCAUCGAGAGCCAAGCUCAACUUACUGUGUUAUCUCUGUAUGCUCGCCAGUCACCGGGAAGUGGCCACAAGACUGAUGGACUCACAGCUGUUCCUGAUGUUAACACAGCAACUGCGCACAGCUCCAAACUGGGAUAUUCGUGCUAAAAUGGUUCGUCUGAUCGGCUUGCUGGCCUGCCACACUACUCAAUUGAAGGAUGAUGUCCCAAUAACUGAAACAAUCACCAUAAUAACAGAGUUGAUUCGAGAGAACUUUCGGAACACCAAACUGAAACAAUGCCUCUUACCUGCUCUGGGAGAACUUAUGUACCUUGUGGCCAUCCAGGAGGAGAAAGGAGCCCACUGGACCAUCCCCCCUGCCGCCCACGCCAUGGUCAUGAGAUGUAUCCGGGAAGGGGGAGAUCCUGUUACCAACCAUUUAGCAGCAAAGAUUGUGGAGAGCGUCUGCACCACAAGCUCAUCGGCAGCUCAAGGGUUUGUGACUGGGGAGAUUGGCCAGUUGCUGUGGUACCUGUUUACACACUCCACUGUGGACUCGUUACGUGUGACAGCCAUCUCGGCGUUGUGCAGGAUCAGCCGCCAUUCUGCCUCUGCUUUUCAAAGUGUUAUUGAGAAGGUGGGCCUGACUGCUGUGCUGAGCUCCCUGCAGGCAGGACUCAGCCGAAUCCAGCAGUGCAUCUUGACCAUGCUUGUUGCAAUGCUCUCGUCUGGCGUGCACUUGCAUAGAUUUGUGCAGGAGAAGGAUUUUGUCACCAAAAUUGUCCGUUUAUUGGAAAGUCCUUGGACAGUAAUUCGAGCCAAAGCUUUUCUGGUCUUAUUGGAAGUUUUAAGGAAUAACAAGGAGAUGCUGCUGCUUUGUUGCCAGACAAGGUUAGUGAUGUAUAUUGAACGAGACAGCAGGAAGGGGAAGGAACAGCAAAACAGCAAUAAAUACCUGUCCAAGUGUCUGGAUCUGCUAGUCUGUCACAUCAUCCACCAAUUACCCGGGAUCAUAGGUAGUGUGCUUUCUGCUUUGCGUAAUGUUUCUGGGCGCAAACAUCCAUCAACCGUUCAAGCCAAACAGUUGAGGACAUGUCUUCCAAUGUUGUCUGUGAUGCUCCAUCUCGUGACCGCGCAGGUGUUUAGACCACACAUUAUUAAUGAGGAAUUUCUCAUCAACUGCGGAGCACUGCUUAGUCACAUCAAAUCUAUUGAUUCCGGAGAAACAAAUUUAGAGAAUGCAGUGGGUCAGACUGGUUCGGAAGAAUUCAUCAGGAUAGUCUUUUCAUCGUGGGAGGCAGUGACACAACACCCACUGCUGCUGUCUUCACAUCUGCCCACAAUUGUGGACUGGGUGCUCCCUCCCCUGGUGUCUCUGGUGCUGGGUCAGAAUGUGGAGUGGCGGGUCUUUAGCCUGCGCUUGCUGUUGGAGACAACGUCUCUCGUGGCGAACCACGAGGCCACGUCAGGAGAGGAAGAGGAGCACCUCGCUACGAACAACAAGUGGCUGACCCUCAUCCGGGAGUCGCUGCUACCUCAUUAUGAGCAGAUCUUGAUGGAACCUGAUCCGGUGCCACUCUAUGCCCUGAAGCUGCUCAUCACCCUCACUGACUACAGCCCUCUCUUCAUAAGAUUGAUUGAAGAAAGUCAGAUUGUGCCCAGUCUUUUCCAUGUUAUAUUGGAACAACAGGACAACCUUGUGGGCACUGCCAUGCAGAGUGUGGUAUUACUGCUCAACAACCUCGUUGCUUAUAAAGAUGUCAACAUGAAAGCGCUCUACGAACAAGGUCUCGUGGAUCACAUCCGCAACUUGAUCAUUGAAGCCACUGGCCUCUACCUUGAAAUGGAUGAUAAACGAAGUGUGAAGACCAGUAGCAAUCUGCUCUUAACUCUCAUUGAUAUUUUACACAGCAUGCUGAAACACGUCUCCAAUAUUGUCCGCUUGGCUUUGCAGGCACAAAAGUCUGGCACAGGAGGGAACACCCAGGCUGCUGAAGACCUUCUGCUUAUCAAUAAACCACUGACCGACUUAAUUAGCCUGCUCAUUCAACUGAUCUGCAGUGAGGAUGUAGACGUGAGUGAGUGUGCCCUGCUGCCCCUGUCUCUCAUGGUGCAGCUGUACGGAGGUGAACAUCACCAGAGCCUAACCUCACAAAAUGUGGCCUCACUUGCUGAAGCACUGAGAAGCAGCAGACACCCAAAGCAGCAGAAACUUCUACUGAGGGUCAUCAAACGGCUGGUGAGCGAGAGCGAGAGGCGGGGAGGAAGUCUGUGGAGAGAGGGAGACGCUCUCAUUGAAGCCCUUCAAAGCCUGAGCCGCACUGCCAGUUCUCACACUGACAUUGGCAUCGCUUGGCUGGCAGCAGAGAUCCUGAGAAUCAUUGGUCUGUGAGCUGAGCUUCACACUGCUGCUCACCAUCGAGGCCGGAACUCACUCACUGUGCGACCGGGAUCCGUGCUGUUGACAAGAGUACGGUGGAGGUAGAGGCGAUCCAUCCAUCGCAGUGGGCAUCAACUGGCUUUGUCCAGGCCACACGAGAAGCACUAAAACACCAGCGUUCUCUUCAAGCAAGCCAGACCGUGCAGGAGUCACCCGAGAGUCCGACAGCACAGAAACAGGCCCUUCGGCCCAGC
Molecule: messenger RNA, 4139 nt
Organism: Leucoraja erinaceus (little skate)
Lineage: Eukaryota; Metazoa; Chordata; Chondrichthyes; Rajiformes; Rajidae
Gene: ulk4
Product: unc-51 like kinase 4
Exons: 37
Coding region: 112-3897 (1261 amino acids)
Biological process (GO): protein phosphorylation
Molecular function (GO): ATP binding; protein kinase activity
Source: RefSeq, a predicted model, not a curated record